AUGGGGACUUGCCACCUGCCAGUCCUGGUCCUAGGCUGUCUCCUCGCAGGGCCGAGCCUAGUCCUCUGCCAGCUUUCAUUACCCUCCAUCCUCCCCAACGAGAAUGAGAAGGUUGUGCAGCUGAAUUCGUCCUUUUCUCUGAGAUGCUUUGGGGAGAGUGAAGUGACCUGGCAGUACCCCCUGGCUGACGAGGACCCCAAUGUGAAAAUCAGAAACGAGGAGAACAACAGCGGCCUCUUUGUGACGGUGCUGGAAGUGGCCAACGCCUCGGCCGCGCACACGGGACUGUACACUUGCUAUUACAACCACACGCAGAGCGAGGAAAGCGAGAUCGAAGGCAGUCACAUUUACAUCUACGUGCCAGACCCAGAUGUAGUCUUCGUACCUCUGGGAAUGACAGACUAUUUAGUGAUUGUGGAGAACGAUGAUUUUGCCAUCAUACCGUGUCGCACGACUGACCCUCAGACUCCGGUGACCUUGCUCAGCAGCGACGGGGUGGUCCUCGCAGACUACGACAGCCGGCAAGGCUUCAACGGGACCUUCUCCGGGGGCCCAUAUGUCUGCGAGGCCAUCGUCAGGGGGAAGAAGUUUCACUCCAUCCCAUUUAACAUUUAUUCUGUCAAAGCCACAUCGGAACUUGAACUAGAAUUGGAAGCUCCGAAAACUGUCUACAUGGCCGGGGAAACCAUUGUGCUCACCUGCAUCGUCCUAAACAACGAGGUGGUUGACUUUCAGUGGACUUACCCUGGAGAAGUGAAAAACAAAGGUGUCGUAAUGCUGGAGGAAAUCAAGGACCCAUCCAUCAAACUGGUGCACACCCUGAUGGUGCCCAAGGCCACUGUGAAGGACAGUGGAGAUUACGAAUGCAUUGCCCGCCUGGCCACCAGGGAGGUCAAAGAGAUGAAGAAAGUCACCAUCACUGUCCACGAGAAAGGGUUCAUUGAAAUCCAGCCCGGCUUCAGCCAGUUGGAAGCUGUCAACCUGCAUGAAGUCAAACAUUUUGUGGUGGAUGUGCAGGCCUACCCCCCGCCCAGGAUAUCCUGGCUGAAGGACAACCUGACUCUGAUCGAAAACCUCACGGAGAUCACCACCGACAUAGAAAAGAUCCAGGAGAUAAGGUACCGAAGCAGACUAAAGCUGAUCCGUGCUAAGGAGGAAGACAGCGGCCAUUAUACUAUCGUCGUUCAAAAUGAAGACGACAUGAAGAGCUACACUUUUGAACUCUUAACUCAAGUUCCCGCAUCUAUUCAGGACUUGAUCGAUGACCACCAUGGCUCCACGGGGGGACAGACCGUGAGAUGCACAGCUGCAGGGACACCUCUUCCUGAAAUUGAGUGGAUGAUUUGCAAGGAUAUUAAGAAAUGUAAUAAUGAGACUUCAUGGGCGAUUUUGGCCAACAACAUCUCAAACAUCGUCACGGAAGUCUCCCACCAGGACAGGCACACGGUGCAGGGCCGGGUAACGUUUGCCAAAGUGGAGGAGACCAUUGCGGUUCGAUGUCUGGCUAAGAAUCUCCUUGGCGUUGAGAACCGAGAGCUGAAGCUGGUGGCUCCCACUCUGCGUUCUGAGCUCACGGUGGCAGCAGCAGUCCUGGUGCUAUUGGUGAUUGUGAUCAUCUCACUGAUUGUCCUGGUUGUCAUUUGGAAACAGAAACCAAGGUAUGAAAUUCGCUGGAGGGUCAUCGAAUCAAUCAGCCCCGAUGGACACGAAUACAUUUAUGUGGACCCGAUGCAGCUGCCUUAUGACUCGAGAUGGGAGUUUCCAAGAGACGGACUUGUGCUGGGUCGCAUCCUGGGAUCUGGUGCGUUUGGGAAGGUGGUUGAAGGAACUGCCUACGGAUUAAGCCGGUCCCAACCGGUCAUGAAAGUAGCAGUGAAGAUGCUUAAACCCACAGCCAGAUCCAGUGAAAAACAAGCUCUCAUGUCUGAACUGAAGAUAAUGACCCACCUGGGGCCGCAUUUGAACAUUGUCAACCUGCUGGGCGCCUGCACCAAGUCAGGCCCCAUUUACAUAAUCACUGAGUACUGCUUCUACGGGGAUUUGGUCAACUACUUGCAUAAGAACAGGGACAGCUUCCUGAGCCACCACCCCGAGAAGCCAAAGAAAGAGCUGGACAUCUUCGGGUUAAAUCCUACGGAUGAAAGCACACGGAGUUACGUUGUUUUAUCUUUUGAAAACAAUGGCGACUACAUGGACAUGAAGCAAGCUGACACCACACAGUACGUCCCCAUGCUGGAAAGGAAAGAGGUUUCUAAGUACUCGGACAUCCAGAGAUCGCUGUAUGACCGCCCAGCCUCCUACAAGAAGAAGUCUCUGUUAGACUCGGAAGUCAAAAACCUCCUUUCAGAUGAUAACUCGGAAGGCCUGAGUUUGUUGGAUUUGCUGAGCUUCACCUAUCAAGUUGCUCGAGGAAUGGAGUUUUUGGCUUCCAAGAACUGUGUCCACCGGGACCUGGCUGCUCGCAACGUCCUCCUGGCACAAGGGAAAAUCGUGAAGAUAUGUGACUUUGGCCUGGCCAGAGACAUCAUGCAUGACUCGAACUACGUAUCGAAAGGCAGCACCUUCCUCCCUGUGAAGUGGAUGGCUCCUGAGAGCAUCUUCGACAACCUCUACACCACGCUGAGUGACGUCUGGUCUUACGGCAUUCUGCUCUGGGAGAUCUUUUCCCUCGGUGGCACCCCCUAUCCUGGCAUGAUGGUGGAUUCUACUUUCUACAAUAAGAUCAAGAGUGGGUACCGGAUGGCCAAGCCUGACCAUGCCACCAGUGAAAUCUACGAGAUCAUGGUGAAGUGCUGGAACAGUGAGCCGGAGAAGAGACCCUCCUUUUACCAUCUGAGAGAGAUUGUGGAGAACCUGCUGCCUGGACAGUAUAAAAAGAGUUAUGAAAAGAUUCACCUGGAUUUCCUGAAGAGUGACCAUCCUGCUGUGGCGCGCAUGCGAGUGGAUGCUGACAACGCCUACAUUGGCGUCACCUACAAAAACGAGGAGGACAAGCUGAAGGACUGGGAGGGUGGCCUGGACGAGCAGAGGCUGAGUGCUGACAGCGGCUACAUCAUCCCUCUGCCUGACAUCGACCCCAUUCCUGAGGAGGAAGACCUGGGCAAGAGGAACAGACACAGCUCACAGACCUCUGAAGAGAGUGCCAUUGAGACAGGUUCCAGCAGUUCCACCUUCGUCAAGAGAGAGGACGAGACCAUUGAGGACAUCGACAUGAUGGACGACAUUGGCAUAGACUCCUCAGACCUGGUGGAGGACAGUUUCCUUUAA
Molecule: messenger RNA, 3267 nt
Organism: Pipistrellus nathusii (Nathusius's pipistrelle)
Lineage: Eukaryota; Metazoa; Chordata; Mammalia; Chiroptera; Vespertilionidae
Source: the annotation of a GenBank genome assembly